Molecule: messenger RNA, 4006 nt
Organism: Oryzias melastigma (Indian medaka)
Lineage: Eukaryota; Metazoa; Chordata; Actinopteri; Beloniformes; Adrianichthyidae
Gene: slc13a2
Product: solute carrier family 13 member 2
Exons: 12
Coding region: 682-2478 (598 amino acids)
Biological process (GO): monoatomic anion transmembrane transport
Cellular component (GO): membrane
Molecular function (GO): transmembrane transporter activity
Source: RefSeq, a predicted model, not a curated record
AAGAAGUGUAAGCCAAUAGCAGCAACUGUAUGAAUAACCGAGGCUGUGGCAAAAACAUCAGAUAAUUAAAGCUCUCAAAUUAAAAAAAAAAUUAAAAAGUAAAUGCUGUUUUUCUCUUUUAUGGAGCUGUCUGCUGUUUUUUUUUUUUUAUUUUUAUUUUUUUUUGAAAGUCUGUUUUCUUCCUCAUAAAAAGCCUAAAAUUCCGAACCUUGAUCAUAAUUGGGCCCCAGGUUUAAACAAAAAUGUGAAGCCCCCGACCUUUGGCUGCAGAUGAGAGCCCACCCCUUCACCUGAUAAAGACAUCUAUUGUGUCCCUCCGUUUCCUCCUUGAUCCCUCCCUUUUCUUGUGCCGUUGCUGUUCUCUCUUCCCCGUUGACUUCAUCUGUAUUUUUUUUUUAUCAAGAAUAGUGAUCUCUUAGGUGUUGAGUUAAUGUUUGAUUUCUGCGCACAGAUAGACACAAAUAUUCCCUCAGUUCAGUCUCUUUUCUGGAGGGACUGUCCACGAGGAACAUCUCUGCAGUUUGAGCACCUGAGCUUUUUUUUUUCUUUUUUUUUUUGACUCUUCUUCAGUUGGCCUCAUUACCAAACCUGCAGAGUUUGUCUGCAUCAACUCACCUGUUAAAUCCAGGACAUUAUUGUUGAACUUCUUUGUUAGGUUGCUUUUCCAAAAGAAAAUAAAUCAUGGGCAAAGCUCUGGAGCAGGUAAAAUGGAUUUGGUACCACAGAAACUACUUGAUCAUCUUCCUGACGCCAAUCCUCCUCCUUCCCCUGCCAAUUGUUAUCCCAACAUCGGAAGCUAAAUGUGGCUACGCCAUCAUUCUCAUGGCUUUGUACUGGUGCACAGAGUGUAUUCCUCUGGCUGUGACCGCCCUGCUGCCGGUGGUCCUCUUCCCCAUGAUGGGCAUCAUGAAAGCUGGAGAUGUCAGCAUCGAGUACCUGAAGGACUCAAACAUGCUGUUCAUCGGGGGGCUGUUGGUGGCCAUCGCGGUGGAGAACUGGAACCUCCACAAACGCAUCGCCCUCAGAGUUCUGCUGCUGGUUGGUGUUCGUCCAGCCUUGUUAAUGAUGGGCUUCAUGAUCGUCUCAGCCUUCCUGUCCAUGUGGAUCAGCAACACGGCCACCACUGCCAUGAUGCUGCCCAUUGCUCACGCUGUGCUGCAGCAGCUGAAAACCACAGAACUCCAGGCUGAAGAUCGAGAUUUCCAGGCUUCAGGGGAGGACAAUGUUGGGUUUGAGCUUGAGAGCAGUCCGACCAAAGAGCCAACAACAACAAAGGAAAAAACACCAGACUCAAAGUCAGAGCUGGAGGCUGAAAUGAAUGAGAAUCAGAUCUCCUCAGAAAUCCUGCACAGGUCCAAGAUAAAAGAAAUGGAAGAGAAGUACGACCGCCUGACCAAAGGGAUGAGUCUGAGUGUGUGUUACUCAGCCAGCAUCGGAGGGACAGCGACUCUCACGGGCACAACUCCUAACCUCAUCCUUAAGGGCCAGAUGGACAAACUCUUUCCUGGGAACGGGGAUGUGAUCAACUUUGCCAGCUGGUUUGGAUUUUCUUUUCCCAGCAUGCUGCUGAUGCUGGCCAUCUCCUGGCUCUGGCUGCAGUUUAUGUUCCUCGGCUUCAACUUGAAAAAGUCUUUUGGCUGUGGAGUCAAAAGUGACAGAGACAGGGAGGCCUACGCCGUUAUGAGAGCCGAGUACAAGAAGCUGGGUCGCAUGACGUUUGCAGAGGUGGCCGUGCUCAUCAUCUUCAUCCUGCUCGUGCUUCUCUGGUUCUUUAGAGAGCCGGGCUUUUUCCCUGGCUGGGCCACCGUGCUCUUCAAUCAGGAAGAUGCGUAUGUGUCAGACGGAACUGUAGCCAUCUUGAUGUCGAUGCUCUUCUUCGUCAUCCCGAGUCGACUCCCCACAUGUAGCGGUUACGGAUACAACGAUAAAGGUAAAAUAGUGAAAGCCCCCAAACCUCUGCUGACCUGGAACGUGGUCCAUGAGCGAAUGCCCUGGAACAUCAUUCUCCUGCUGGGAGGAGGCUUCGCUUUGGCUGCUGGUAGUGAGGUGUCGGGUUUGUCCGUGUGGCUGGGAAGUAUCUUAACACCUCUGGAAAAAAUCCCCCCGUUUGCCAUCUCCAUCCUGCUCUCCCUGCUCGUCGCAACCUUCACUGAAUGCUCCAGUAACACGGCCACCACCACGCUCUUCCUGCCCAUCCUGGCCUCCAUGGCCACUGCUAUUAAGAUUCACCCUCUGUACGUGAUGCUGCCCUGUACCAUCGCUGCAUCUUUGGCCUUCAUGCUACCUGUGGCCACGCCCCCCAACGCUAUUGCCUUUUCUUUUGGAAACCUCAAAGUCAUAGACAUGGUGAGAGCUGGCUUCAUGCUGAACAUCAUUGGAAUCUUGUGCAUUAAUUUAGGCAUCAACACCUGGGGAUACUCCAUGUUUGACAUGGGCACCUUCCCUCAGUGGGCUAACCUCACAGUCAAUCAACCUUAAAUGAGAGCAAGACAGCUAAUGUGACUUUGAAGAAUCUCUUUUUUAUGAGGCCCUCAAGGCUCAUUUCUGUUUGACAGAAAUUAUUCGCACGUGGUGACGCACUGAGGACGAGCAGAGCUGCUUCACGGGGCAAAAUAUUUGAUCGUUCUUAGUCAUGGGGUGCUCUGCAUCAUAAAAAACAAAAAGCAAACAGUUUGAGAAAUCUGUCAUUUUAAAUAACCAAACUUGAAAUCUUAAUGCUGACACCAAGGAUUACAGAAUACUGCUACUUAAAAAAAGUUUUUGAACUUUUAAAAGACUUUAGCGCUUCUUUUGUGUUCAGAAUUGAUUGAUAUGAGUCAAUUAACUGCAGCAAUAUUUGUCCUGCAACAAAACAAAACAAGGAUAAUAGAUAGGGGCUUUUCCGGGGAUAUGUUUUCCUCCAUGUGUUGUCAUCUUGUCCACCUGUUUAUCAUUCACAGAUAAUGCACGAGUGAUUAUUUCAAAUUGCAUGACAGUUAUGAGCAGCGCUCUGUUUGUAAGAUGAUAAGAGUAAAUUAUUUGUGUCGGUUAUGUAACUUAUUGCUGCGGUCCUUUAGUUUGAUCGUAAGUUUUUUUUUUUAUUUUUAGUUACAGAUUUUGUAUUUUCGCUUGUGUGUUUGACAAACUUUCAUCUCAAUCUACUGUAUAUUUCCACAUUGAGUUAUAUGGCAGUUAUUCACUUGUCUUGUGUUGCCAGAUCUUGAUAGAGCCGCGAGGACAUUGAGGGGUUAUUUCUUUGGGAAAAAAGAGGGAGAAAUUUUUUAUGACAAUUACCUUGAACGGAUAAUGGUUUGGAGUGUUGCACAAAAAAAGAAAAACAAAAACUAUUGACAAAUUAGGGAAAUAAUCCUGUUAUUCCUUAUGCAGAAAUGCACCUUUUUGCUUUAUAAUAAAACAAACUUUUAAUAAAUUGUGAUAGAAAUUAAAUCUUUUGGAGCAUUUCAACACACAAACCUAAUGUGCUGCUGUCUAAGCCAGAAUUUGCUCUGGUCUCCACAAAUAACCAUGUUACGUCUCGUUCCUUUACCAGGUCACUUUUUGUUGCCCUGGAGAAAAUAAAAAAAAAAAGAAAGCAAUGCAAACAUGCUCUUUACCUCUGCAUUAUAUAAAAAAAGAACCACAAAAUAGCUCAGGUUGUCAGGUUUGUUGUGGAUGUUCUUCGCUUUCCUGCAGAAAUUUUCAGAUUUUUCAGCCAUAAUCAGUUUCUCUAUGGUUAAAACAACAAAAACUUUAAGCUUUGAGGAAGGUGAAGUGCAAAUCCUAACCAGAGAGGUGCUAAUAAUAGUGUAAAGUGAGUAACCAUGAAAGGGUUGGUUGAAGAAUAACAGUGAGAUAAGGUGUGAUUGCAGUGAAGGUCACUUUUUAUCACACUCAUCAAAGAGAAUGUAAUAAAGUAAAAGUGCUGAGGACCGAAGCACAAUGUCCCUGGACAGAUAUGUGUUUCUCAUUACAUGUGGUGCAUGAGCUUUGGAUGUGUUACCUGGAAUAAAGCAUCACUUUGCAGAGA